GCGACGUCCCACCCACCGACCGGCGGCACCCGGCGCGGCGUCGAGUCGGUGAUCGCGAGCGCGCGCCGAACCUGAGGCCACCGUCGGCAUUGCAGAAACUGCACCGGUCGCACCCUGACGCCGCGCGUCUCACAUCGAACACGUCGCGCGUGUCGUAUUCGCCUCACGCGGUACACCGUUUAUUAAUAAAAUAUUACAUUAAAUUAUAUUUUAUACGGAGCCAUUCGGAUCGAUCGCAUUUUAUAAUAUCACCGUAAUCGCAAACUUUAUAUCAUUUCGUUCGAUCGCCGUGGUCGUCAUAACGCCUGCGAUGUGAAUUAUUGUGUUAUCGUCCUCAUCGCGACCACACACGAAUACGUUGGUGAUCGCGACGCGGUAUUUCUCGUGAUUUUUAAAUACGACGUACCGGCAGCGAAGUGAUUUUACGUCUACUACGAUCUCGAUUAUUCGUCGUUUUUGAUAUUUGUUUCCUUCCUGCUCGCCCUCUGUCCCCUCGGACACCACUGUUUUCCCCCGAUACGCCGAAAUGGAAGCUGACGAUCCACGUCUGGCCGACGAGUACGUCAACGAGUUCGUGCUCGACCACCUGGACGUGUCAACGGUGAAACGCGAGAUCCAGUCUUCCGACUAUCACCACCAUCACCACCAACAGCCGCACCAAGACCACGGCGGCCAUCACCAUCACCAUCAGCACCACCAACAGCAGCAGCAACAACAGCACCCAACGUGCAAUGGCGGCCGGGGGACCGCCGGCGUCAAUGCCCGUCUGCCGCCGAUGCCCAUCACGGGAGCCGACAACGGGGCCACGGCCACGGCCGCAGUGGCCGGCACGGCGGCCACCGCGACGAUGGUGCAGUCGUCACCACCACCGCAUUACCUGCUCACACCACCGGGUUGUGAACAAGAAUACCCACACCAUCACCCGCUCAUCAGACACCAGCACGCUCUAAACCAGGUAAUCGACGGCGUGAGUGGCCCGGGCGCUGGCAUGGUGAUACACGGACACGUGGCUGCCACGGCCGUGGCGGCUGCCAGCGUGCUGAUGACAGGAAGCGAGACCGCGGCCAAGGUGUCGAGAGCCGACCCCGCGACCGUCGGUUCCAUGAUGUAUCCGAACACGCCGGGCACGCCGCCCGACACGCCGCCGGUGAGCUCUUCGCCACCGCCGUCCACGCCGAUCCGACAACCAGUAUUUAUGGACGAAAUGAUAUGGUUAACGCAGCAGUUGCGCCAGGGACAGGAACCGCUCGACUUGCGACCAAACUACGCGGGUUCCGACGAAAUGCAGCAGCACCAGCAGCACCAGCAGCACCAGCAGCACCCGCACCACCAUCACCAUCACCACCACCAUCAACAACAUCAGCAGCAGCAACAACAAGAACAACAAGAAGACGAAGAACAGCAACAACAGCAGCAGCAGCAGCAGCAGCAGCAGCAACCGGAUUCGGCGGUCGCGGAGUGGAACAUGGUGCAACACCAACACUCGACCGUGAUACAGCCGAGCAACAGCAAUAAUAACAGUUGCUCCGCGGUCAACGGCAAUAAGGUACCGUCGUUUGGUCGUCAAACGCUCCAAGCGCUAUUGAGCCCAGGCUCGUCCAACGGCGUCGUAUACAACUACGGGAACAGCUGUUCGAUUUACCAGCCGCUGUUCUCGUCCCAGCGAGCCAUACCCCCGCACCAGAACCGGCCGCUGAGCGUGUCCAGCGGUAGCGUCAUGUCGCCCGUGAGUUCCCGCGGCGGCGGCGGUAGUAGCGCGUACACCCGCGGCGGCGGUUCGUCCGAUGACCUGAUCAACGACGCGCUGCUGCUGCAGCUGCCGGUGCGCGACCUCAACAAGCGGCUGCAGGGCAUCUCCAAGGAGGAGAUCGCCCGGCUCAAACAGAAGCGGCGGACGCUCAAAAACCGCGGGUACGCGCAGAGCUGCCGGACCAAGCGGAUGAACCAGCGCAUCGAGCUGGAGAACGCCAACGAGAUACUGGCGACCGAACUGCACAAGAUGAAAUCGGAGUUGUCGCGGGUCACGCAGGAACGCGACAUGUACAAGCAGCGGUUUUCCGCGCUGGCCGCGGCCAGGGAAUCGAUGAGCGUCGCGGCAGCAGCAGCUGCGGCCGCUGCGGCCACUUCGACGGCGUCGUCCACCACGUCCGUGGCCGGGGCCGCCACACAGCGCGUCGACAGUAGCUCCAACUCGCCCGAGCUCUAUCUGUGACAGACGAGGAGGUCGUACGCGUCUGCGCUUUGGAUAUCCAAGUGUCUACCAACGUCCGCCAACAAUAAUUACGGUUCGCGAACAUCGCGAACUUGAAAUCGUACACAGAUUAACUUCAAUAACAAAAGGAUAAGACUAAUAAAGUAAUUUGUUUUGUUUUGUUUUUUUUUCAGUAGUUAUAUAUUUAUAUUUUAAUAGUGCAUAUGCGAUUUUUAUUUUUUUUUUUUUUAUUUUGUUAUUGUACAGUAAUAAUAUUUCUGUUUUCCUUCUUAACGCCAAAGGACUUUUCCCCAUAAGACGUAUACAAACGUAUACGAUAAUAUUAUACUAUGUUAAAUCGGCGUACGCUUAAUAAUAAUAAUUAUAAUAAUAUACCAACUCAUGUAUACAUGUUAUGUUAUUACAUUUAAUGUUUAAAAAAUGUAUGUAGGUAAAUUAAUCGUACCCACCGAAAAAAAACGUGUUGACUUUUCUCGCUCACACCGAGGACCGCGCGGUGCGUACAGUUAUAAUUGUUUUAUUUUUGACAUUAUAACAUUAAAAAAAAAUGUAUGGGCUUAUGACCUAUACGCGUUUGAAUUUCGCGAGAAUAUAGUUGUUUGUACAUAACCAAAUUUUGAAAAUUUUAUAGUUACCCAGAAAACCGAAAUUGUUUCACAUACAAAUUAUACUAUCGGUUUAUACCACAUUAUCGUGCUAUAAACAGUAAACGCAUAGGAAAAUAUGUAUUAUUUUUAUUCCAUUACGACGUCAAUUUAAUUGCCAUGAUUUAGCAAAACAGCAAUUCCGUCAUUCCGCGGCCAAGAAAACCACACCAAUUAACCGCCCGUGUAAAUAUUCUGAACGCUUCUGAACAGCGGCACUAACGGCGUAAUGUUUUUUUUUCUUCCGAUCGUGCAUAAUAUUAUUAUUAAAUAGGUACGAACUACGUCGAAAAUAUUUUUCACUCAAAACACCAACGCGGUUGGCGCGUUUCCAAACAUAUUUCUUUUACGGCCUAUUGACCGUUUCGAGUACAGUCACUUUCCAACCAUAUAAUGCUACGUUAUAGUAGUUACCGACUAUAUACUACCCUUAAACGCGCCGGUCGAGAUUUUUCAGUAUAUAUUACACGUAAAUUAUGUAUAGAAUCGACGUAUGUGCUCCUCAGCUACGUAACGCAUACAAAAUAAUAACAAUAUUAUUAAAACGAUUUUUUUUCCGCUCGUUCCCGUUAAAAACGUACAAUUAAAACGCUUCACUAAAUUACUGACAUUAUUUUUUCAUACCCAAUUUCGCCUAGUAAAAUGCAUUUCCUGCAUUUGACGAGCAUAAAAUAUGUUGUAUAUUAUUAUUUAGUUGUAUAUGUUUAGGUGAUUAUGUACUAAAUGUCUAAAUGUCAAAACUCGAACAUCGGUUUGUGUACAGAUGUUUUUUUCCAUAUAUAUAUAUAUAUAUAUAUAUAUAUUAUAUUAUAUUAUUUGUUUUUUAUUAUUAUGAUUAUUAUUAAUACGCCGUUAUUAAAGUAACAUAAAAAAGAUUAAAAUUAAAUAAUUGUAAGACGCGACUUAAACUGGGCGCAGAAACGUACAAAGUGCUGUUUCGCAUACAUAUGUAUUGGCCGACGCCACAGUAAUGUACACGCACAAACAUCUGUUAAGUAAAUAUAGUGCUAAAAUGUUUAUUUAUUAUUAUUAUUAUUAUUAUUAUUACUAUUAUUUAUAUAUAUUUAUAUAUAAGUAGAAGACAGUCAGAAACGUUGAAAAUUAAAAUUCAUAAAUAUAUAUUUAACCGUCCCAUUUGAUAUUAACAUGAUAUGUAUUGAUCUAGGACGGGUUUAAAUCUAAGAGGGUAUUGACAUUAUAUAUAAUAUAUUAAAUGUAUUCCAUCCGAAUCGUGUGUCAUCUGUCCAUCUACGUAUCGCACACUUUGUCAUUGAACCGCCCUUAAAUAAAUUUAACUUUUACCGAAUUAUCCGGGAAUAAAACGUCAGUGUCAUUUCUCAUUUUAUAAUAAUUUGAUACACAAACCUACUCUAAUGCGUAAAUUUGACUGUGCGUGAAGUUAAAACUAUUUUCAAUGUUUCAACGGCGUGGAUAGUUUGCGUGAAUGAUAUUUGUCAGACAUUUGGCUCAUGCAAUUAUCUGUAUACAGAAAAUAUGUUAGCUGAUACUUAUUAAGAAAAAUGUUUAAAAAAAAUGUUUGUGAUCGAGGGUGCACGAUAAAUAUAAUUCAGCCGGAUGGCAUUAGGCGACGAUCGAAUAAAACUACUUUUCGUUGUUUCUCAGAUUUCGAUAUCGUCGUUUAACAAACUAUAUUAUAUUAUCCUAAACUUCGUGUUUGAUAAAGUUAAGGUACUUACGCGUGUCACCGACUACUGUCGGCUUACAGUUUUUUGACUCUCCGUAAUAUCCCAUACUAUCCUGUAUAAUAUAUGUCACGUUUAUAUACCCAUCAUCGGCUAAAAGUUUCUAAUUCGUCUUCUAUUUAUAUGUUUCAACAGCGGGCUUUGAACUCCGAAAUUGUUUGUAUAAUUUCUCUCAGCCUUUUUUUUUAUUUAGAA
This is a messenger RNA of Rhopalosiphum maidis (corn leaf aphid), 4754 nucleotides long. It is a transcript of the gene tj, whose product is annotated as alpha-protein kinase 1. Bases 527 to 2212 code for a protein of 561 amino acids. Gene Ontology annotation, biological process: regulation of transcription by RNA polymerase II. Gene Ontology annotation, molecular function: DNA-binding transcription factor activity, RNA polymerase II-specific; RNA polymerase II cis-regulatory region sequence-specific DNA binding. The record is from RefSeq and is a predicted model, not a curated record. The transcript is spliced from 2 exons. Gene Ontology annotation, cellular component: nucleus. Lineage: Eukaryota; Metazoa; Arthropoda; Insecta; Hemiptera; Aphididae.